UUACCUUCAAACCAAUAUGGCCGCCGAAAGUGAGGUAAGCUUUUAAAAAUAAUUUUUUUUUAUAUGUUUUAUUUGAAACUGAGCAUGGUUUAAAUAAUUGUGUUUUUAUUGUUAGGAAACGUUUGUAUUUUCAUAUACUGAAGAUGAUUUUCAUUUUAACUGCUCAAACACAGGAAGCAAGGUUAGAAAUAAUAAUAAACAUUUUUUUUUUAAAUGAAUAGAUUAAACGAAUGCAUAUUUUAUAGUCGUUAGGACGAUAUCGUCCUGGUUUAAUUAUGCAAAAUAGACUAAAUUUAUUUAAUUAUGGAAAAGACUAAAUGAUUUUCUCAUAGUUUGAUGAUGAGGUGUUCAAGAGAUGGGACAAUGCAAUGGAGUCAGGAUGUUUCAAAUACAACUUAGAUUCUGUUCAAAGAAGGAUAAUCCCUGGAAAAUAUAACUUCGUAGCACAGGUAAUUAUCAGGUGAUUUGUCUUCAUCUGAUUUUCUAAAGUUGAUUCUAAGGAGAUGCUUAAUUUAGUUAAUUACUUACUUUUUUAGCUAAAUGAAAAAAGAUUCACUCAGAGACGUGUACCUCAAAAUAUAACAAGUUUGAAACAGCCGUACAAUGCUGAGAAAUUUAACUUCACCAAAGUCCCUAAGAAAGAGGUAUGAUUGUUUGAUGGAUUAAUUAGGUGAUUGAUUUCCUAAUUGAUUAAUUAGGAUAAUGUCCUAAUUGAUUAAUUAUGUAAUGGAUCUCCUAAUUGAGUAAUUAGGAUAAUUAAUGUCCUGAUUGAUUAAUUAGGUGAUUGAUUUCCUAAUUGAUUAAUUAGGCUAAUUAAUGUCCUAAUUGAUUGAUUAAGGUCAAUCUAAUAUAUUGAUUAGAGUUGUUAAUGUGCCCUAUUGAUUAAUUGAGGUCUAAUGUGCUUGGUAUAAUACUCUUCUAGGUUCUACUUGCAUUGUGUGAAAAACAUCAGGAAAGUUUAGGCAGAAAUAUUGUUGUAAUAAAUGUCAGUCCUUUGGAAUAUGGAAAUAUAUUAUUUGUGCCUGAUGCUGAUGGGCAGUUUCCACAGGUAUUAGUGUGGUAAUUUUUUAAUGAACUUGAAAUUAAAUCCAAGUUAUAUUGUGUAUUUCAUUUUUCUGCUUGAUUGUUCAAAAUGUAUGUGAACUAAAAAAUUUUGUUUGGAAUGUGAGCUUUGUUUUUAUUUCAAUGUUAGUUAGAAUCAUGUUUCACUUUGUUUUUAUGGUGUGUAGGUGUUAACUGAACGAGCAAUUCGUUUGUCCAUUGAAAUGAUGUUAUUGAGUGGGAAAAGGUAAAUGAUCUACAAUAUCAGCUUGGACAUCAGGACUGAGCAGAGGACUAGGACAUCGUCCUAAAUAAAUAAACAUCCACUUAAGAUUCACAAUGUCUACCUGAACUAUAAUUACAUAUUCUUCAAUUUUAUUUUCAGAGAUUUUCGUAUUGGUUUUAACAGUCUCUGUGCCUUUGCCUCAGUUAAUCAUCUUCACCUACAUGCCUUUUAUACACCAUAUGUUUUACCCAUGGAAUCUGUGGUAAGCUUAACUCAACAUUUUUAAAUUCAUAAACCCAGGCAAACUUUGACACUGGCCUGACUUGUACAAGAGACAAAUGAUCCUUUUAGAAAAACUUAUGCAAAGGAAAGAUAGUCUGAUAAUUCGAUAUUUGACGAACUGUCAUGAAAUGUCAGCCAAUGCGUGUAGACCAUGCUCUUUAGUUAGUUAGUCAACAACAGCAAAAACAACAACAGCAACAAAAAUUUAUAUAAAAGAAAUAUAGAAUACUUACUAGAUUAAAGGAUAUUAGAUGGUCCGUCUCACAAGUCUCUCUAUCUUAAACAAUUCUUGAUUUUUAAAAUUUUUUCAAGGGUGUGUCUCAUAUAUGUGACGGUCUUUAUGAAACUGUGAACUAUCCUAUCACUGCAUUUGUAUUGGAAUGUUUUGACACUGAAAAUAUAGCAACUGUUUCCAGGUAUACCACCAGUUCAUGAUUCAUUCAGGUUUUUUCAUAUAGUGACCAAAGGCUAGGCUGCUAUUAAUAACUUUUUUUGCUAAUUUUUAGUCGCAUUCACAAGGUGACAUCAUACUUGCAUAAUAAUGAGUUGGCUCAUAAUGUAUUCUUCACACGUGGUCAGCGGUUGUCAGAGGAAAAUAACUCCGAUACAAAUGACGUAAUAAGAAUUUUUAUCUGGGUUAGGAAACCGUCAACUGGUACGAUUAUAUUUGAUCAAAAAUACUUUAUUGUAGUAUUUUAUCACUCCAUGUAAAUUUGGGUGCAGUUUUGAACGCUAGCACUCUCCCCUUUAUGAGUAAAUUUGUCUGGCGUUAGACAGAGUAAAAUAAUAAAGUAGGGCGCAUUGGGAUGCAAUGCAACUUCAUGGGUUAACUAGACAGAUGGACAGGUGAUCUGUUUUUAUUGUCUGGCGUUAGAUAGAGUAAAAUAGCAAAUUAGGGCGCAAUGGAACUUAAUGGGUUAAUUUUUCUCAAAGGCCACGUUGAAACCAGAAUGAACCGCGAGAUAAAGUUCGAGCAGCCUUUUGCUGGUAACUGAAUAAUGUCUGCUUUAACAAUGACGAAAUUUGUUGGAUUAAGACCAAGGGAGUUGCCAGCAAGCUGACAGGCAAAGCGGUUUCUUUGCUGAUCGUUUAGGUUAAUUUUAGAUAACGGAUGUUGCCCCUUAAUUGGUCCCAAUGAAUUUCAAAAUUAAAUUCUGCCUAUAUACAGUACGAUUGCUUAUAAAGCGAAACACUUUUGUAGGUAUUAAGAACGAGAAUGUAUUUAAUAUUGCUGUUUGUGAACUCGGCGGAUUUUUACCAAUUAAAGGUAAGAUAAAUUACAAUUGAAAAACUGUUGACUAAUUUUGGAAGCAGUUACACUUUAUUCACACGGGAAUUGGCGUACUGUUAUAUUCCUGAGAUAAAAUUCGCGUGCUGCGAUCCUGAAUGCAUUCAGUUCAUUCACGAGUGAAACGGAAUCAGAGAUACGAAUCGACGAUGUUAAAUAUUUGUCUAAAGGAAGCAAUUUUCUUCCUCAUCAGAGCGUUCAUGGUACGAGAAUAUGACAGAGGAAGAUGUAUGUGACAAGCUUAAAAGUGCUGCCCUAGAUAGCGAGCAAUUUGAACUAAUAAGAAAUGAAAUUUCGCAAGUAGUUGGACAAUGAUAGCAAUGAAGAAUACUUCUAGAAUGGAAUAUAGCUUUGCAAUGCCUUCACAAGGUCAGUGGAAUAAGGCCUGUUUCAAACCCCGCGCUUCUCAUAUGUGCCGAACGCAUUAGAAAUAAUAGAUAAUGAGGCAUUUCAGCUGAUUAUCUAUUGCUUUUAAUGCGUUCGGCACAUGAGAAAGCGCGACGUUUGAAACAGGCCUAAGUUUUGAAUUCUUAAAUUGAAUAAACCGCAGUUUGGCUGGUCAGCACCCGGCUGAAUUUGACUGAAUAAACCUCCGUCAAACGCGAAUGAGAAAUGCAACUCUUGCUCGCGUUUUAUACGUCGAAUUUUGGUCGCGUCGAAUGCAAUUAAGACAAUAGAUAAUGAGAUGAUAAACCUCAUUAAGCUUCAUUAUUUAUUGUUUCCUUCAUUAUCUAUCGUUUCAGUUGCAUUCGACGCGACCGAAAUUCGACGUAUAAAACAGGCCAUAGACUCUCACUGACUUUGAACUGGUUCAAAUUUUGAUGAGAGUAAUUGAUGAGAGUUUUCGCUACGCGUGUGGCAAUAUCCAGUCUACUCUCAUCAACUCACGUGCAACUCUUGUUCUCGUUUGACCGAGGCAUGAGAUCUAGAGUUGAGAAAACUCUCAUGAAAACUCUCGCUUCUCAACUCUCAUGGAAUUCUUGUUCUCGUUUGACCGGGGCAUGAGAGUUGUGAAAACUCUCAUGUAAACUCUCGCUUCUCAACUCUCAUAAACUUUCAUACAAUUCUUAUUCAUAAGAGAAAAUAUAAAAGAUAAAAGUUAUUCAAAGCGCAUAAGAGUAUUCCAGAGUUCAUUAAACAUCAGUCUUUUAUAUUUUCUUCGUUUCAUACUCUCGUUUGUCAACUUUCAUCAACUCUGGUCUUCGUUUGACUAGCAGUUUUAACUUUUGUGUUGCAUAAUCUGAUAAAGUCUGCAUGCGAUUUUGGCUUCGGAAGAUAAUAUAAACUUCGGUCCUAAUAGGUCCUCAUAUUCAGUGCUUGAAACGCGACCUUGAACAACUUUUUCAAGAGCGAAUAAUGAUGAUAAGACCACAGCUGUAGCCUCUUGUACUUUUCACUAAAUAUGUCAAAGUAUUCGCAAUGCUCUUGAACAAUCGACGCUCUAUAUCAUGUAAUAAACUCUAGAAUGCUCUCACGCGCUUUGAAUAUCUUUGCCACUCCCUUUCUUGUGCACAUACAAGGCAAUGCUUCACACCCAUUCAAGAGCAGAUGCUUUGCAAGAAUAUCACAAAAAAAAUUCCAUUAAAUAUUGUGUUUAUUUCUCUACAUAAAUAACUACAUAUAAAUAGACAUUUAACGCAAACUAGUACAUUUCAAUGCAGCAUUGUUUUGAAAUAUUCAAUCAAUUUUGCUUUCGUUUCUUGGUUUUAUUAUAUGCAAUAUAUAUAAUACUGCCGGCUAUGCUACAGAGGAACUCUAUUUAUUUUAGUAUUUGCGCUGUGAAAAUACCGAUUCAGACUUCAGAAUUAGAUAAAAGUAUACAUUACAUAGCAUAAUGCUAGCUUUGAUACUGCAUAUUAAUAGUUCUAGCUCUGUACUGUGACAGUUAGCAAUUUACAAGUGCAAUUUUAAAGACAAUGUAGUAACAACGAUAUUUAAAAUUUACGUGUCACUAAUAUUAGCUAGAUAUAUAGUUAAUUAAUUAUAUCUUAAUUUAACGUAUUAUAAUUACAAUUAUGCAAGUCACAUGUACAAACGUAUGUGCUAAUUAAUAUACAAUUAAAUCUGAUUGGUAUUAGAUAUAACAUAUUUGUUGCAAUUCUAGUGAAUGGUGGAAUGAACAUGAUCUACGUUGCCCGCACUGUAAGAUGAGUGAUGUGUUGUGGUCAAAUACUUGAAGAACCGUAGAACUUUAGAAGCUUUUUAGAGCGCGAAAAUAAGAUUGUUUCAUCAUAGUCAAUGAGCUAUUUAUUCGUUGUAUUGACUGCGUGUCCAAAUGACACGUUCUACACGCGUCAAAAUCUCACACCUUGUCAACAACACGUGUUCACACUGCUUGUUCCCAGUUGUUGACAAGUCUGGAACAACAUUGGUAUCACCUUGUAACAAGGUUGAUGAGGCCAACAGGGUCGUAACAAGUUGUUCCAACAAGUCUGAUAUCGUCCGCACGUAACAAGUUGUGAACAAGUUGAUGACAACAAACUCGUAGCAACUUGUUACGGACAGCCUCUGUUACUCUUGUAGGAACAACUUGUAGCAAGUCUGUUAUCGUCAUCAACCUUGUAACAAUGUGAUAACGUCAAUUUGUUCCAGACUUGUCACAACAACUGGGAACAAACACGCUUUCGAAACUAUGAAUUGGCUUGAAAUAACCAUGCUUGUAUUUAUAUGAGGUAUUGAUAUAUUCAGAGGCUGUUAUAGCAAGAUAAUACGAUGCCCCUAACCCACCCAAUGUGCCAAGAAACACGUGCUGUCCCCAUUAUUUAUCGUGCGAUAAAAACACGCAACGUUAUUUAUAUAUUAACUUUGACCAAAGCACUCAGUGCUUAAUUCGUGUCCUUCGUGUGCGUGGCAUGCCCCACGCUUGUGCGUGACGUACACGCGUGCGGCAUAGUGCGAGGUGGUGAAGGGUGAUAGGGGUUCAUCGCUUGAUAAUUUGUUCAAUCCAUGGUUUCACCACGUGGACGUUUGUGUACACGCCAUAUUUGAACGGUUGUGCGCAUGACUGUCUCCAACUGACGAUGCCAGCCAACGCCCAAACGCCGCCAGCGAUAGGGCAAGCCAGCGGUCCUCCAGUAUCAAAAUGACAUGCGUCCAUGCCGCCCUCUUUGUAACCCGCGCACAUAAAUCUAUCAUUGAUCGCUCCAUUGUAGGACCUAGGGGAAAUUAUACCACGACUCAAUAAAAUACUCGACCUUUAGGGAGAACAGUUUACAGUAGAACUAUGCAGCAUAAAUAAAAUUAGUUUAGUUUCGGUUUCCUCCUGUAGUAAC
Messenger RNA from Paramuricea clavata, 6109 nucleotides. NCBI's taxonomy places the organism in Eukaryota, Metazoa, Cnidaria, Anthozoa, Malacalcyonacea, Plexauridae. The record is from the annotation of a GenBank genome assembly.